GAACUAUUGACGUCAUAACUAGGGAUCUUUUAACAGUUUAUAGGGACUAUUAAGAAGAUGAUCGUAAUUUAUAUCCAAAAACUGCUCAAGAAAAUCCCCUUUACCGAUAGGUAUUUAAAAAGAAUCAAUGCUGUUGACAUACAAAGUCAGUUUCAGCUAAGUUCGGUUCAAAUCAUGAGUUUAACUGAAGACGAACUUAAAGAAUCGGUUUACUGAUCGAUGAAGUGUCAUGGAAAGAGCGCCGAUGAAUAAUUCGUCAAUUAUCGAAGCAAAAGUACAAGAUGGCAAGCUUGUUUACAUCUUCGACAAGAAUCAACACGCUCAAACUCUUCUUCGCAACCUCAUUGCCAUGCAAGGCAACGACGAAGGAAGUCUGACGGAUGUGGUCAUCACCAGUAAAGAGAAUGAGCAGUUUUAUUUCCAUGGACCGAUCCUGGCUGCUUUGAGUAAAAACCUAGAGGAAAACCUUCUGAAACGAGGUCUUGGCUCUGCAGCCUCUAAGAAAACCAAAAUUGUCAUGGAGGAAAAUUUCAGCUCAGAAGCUAUUCAGUGUCUGUGGGACUAUGCUUACACAUCAGUCGUAACUCUUACCCCGUCCAAUAUCAACGAGGUGAAGGAGCUGGCAGAACAUUAUGGUAUCGUUYGUCUAAUGCAGGAAUGCAAAGAAUUAUUAGAUCGAGAAACUCCUUUUGGAGAAGGCCAAGACAAGGAAGAGGUAGGAUUCAAAGAUCUUCCUGAGAUCAUUCUAGACCGUCUGCACAACUUCCAUGAGAAAAAAGUGUUGUGUACAGCUGUAAUUACUGAUUGUUUAUCGUCGACAAGGUUUCCAUGCCAUGGUGCUGUUAUUGCAGCAGCUUGCAACGAGUUCUUUUUUGAAUUGGUCUUUGGGGAUGGCAAUAACUUUAUUGAUGUCGACGACCACACACUCCAGGCCAUGGGCCCUUUUUUGCAGUAUCUUUACACAGCUAAGUUGAUGAUCGAUGAAGCAACAGUUCUGCCACUAAUAAGGUUUGCAGCCAAGUUCAGUAUACCAAGCAUUGGAAAUGCGUGUUGCAACUGGCUCAAAUUUACGUUAACAGCCAACAAUGCUUUGCCAUUUAUGACUAUUGCGCAAGAUUUCCUGAACAAGGAGAAAAACCUAAGUUCAGGAAGAGAAAGCCAAGACGACGUCAGCUUUGCCUCUGCAUUGGCUGAUCUAUAUCAGUAUGCCAGGRGAUUUGUUUUGAGRAAUUUUUUCAGUGUCCAAGASAGCGUCCAGUAUCUUGGGUUUUCUUUAGAAGAGUUAAUUGAUUUGCUUGCUGAUGACGACCUUGGAGUUCAUUCAGAAGAAGACGUCUUCUAUGCUGUUAUGAAAUGGGUUUGUUGCAGCCCAGAAACACGCGCCAAUGAUCUUCCAGUCCUUCUUCAAGCUGUUCGUCUUGMAUACAUCCCUGCUGAGUUCCUUGAAGCAAUGCUGCAUCACGACCUGAUGAUAAAUAAUAGUCGGUGCAUUCAGAUGAUUGAAGAUGCUCAAACAAUUGUACUUCCAUCUACACCACGUCGACGUUCCACGGUGCAACGAUAUGAUGUUGGUUGAUAUAAUAAAAUGAUGCAUUGAAAAGUCUUUUGUUAAAUUCAUCUAAGAUGGUGGCUAUGACGUCGUGUGCAAACCAAACGCAGAAUAUUAUUCGUGCAGUUUACUGUGCUACAUACGCGCCGUACCGGGCCGGAACUUAUACACAAGUUUUGGAUUUCUUUUUGACAAUGCAACUUUUUGAUAUUAACUCAGGGUUAGCCUCGAAUCAUUGUCUAAACUUUCACAAACACCAACGAUAAAGUAAAGAAUGCACAACUUUACCAAUACAAACAAUUGGAAAUUCCACGGAUCUUCACUGGAACACAUGAAUAUUUGCACAAAGUGGAGGCUAAGGCUAAGGCCAAACGUCGAACUUUACAUGAGCCGAACCUAAAUGUGUUUAGGAUCGACUCAUAAUUAAACGUCGAACUUAUUUAUGUCGAUUUCAACACAAAUAAGACCAAACUAAUCGCAGUCAGCGGUUACACCAUCAUAAUGCGAUUCCAUAAUCAAAUCAUGAGCUGCAGCAGCUAUGUUGAAAAAAUUGUUAACGGCGCUUGCGUGGUGAAAAAGGAUAAUUAAACAGUAAUUAUCAA
Actinia tenebrosa (Australian red waratah sea anemone) is the source of this 2151-nucleotide messenger RNA. Its product is annotated as kelch-like protein 24. The record is from RefSeq and is a predicted model, not a curated record. NCBI's taxonomy places the organism in Eukaryota, Metazoa, Cnidaria, Anthozoa, Actiniaria, Actiniidae. Gene Ontology annotation, molecular function: protein binding.